Molecule: messenger RNA, 1113 nt
Organism: Hydractinia symbiolongicarpus
Lineage: Eukaryota; Metazoa; Cnidaria; Hydrozoa; Anthoathecata; Hydractiniidae
Exons: 4
Coding region: 1-1113 (370 amino acids)
Source: RefSeq, a predicted model, not a curated record
AUGGUGACAAAUAUGCAGUCUUACAUCAAGUAUAACAUACUAAGAGUGCUGAAAGAAAAUCUAGAGAAAACUAUUCACUUUUACACUAAAGUUUGCGGCAUGGAGUAUGUAGUGAAAACAGUGUCUAAACAAGGCUAUCCUUACACUUGGAGUGAUAAUAAAAUACAUGUUUUUACUUAUAAACAAAAAUCGAAAGUCUAUCAACCCACUGGAAUCUGCUUUAUUGUGGACGAAAAUUUUAAAGUCGAUUAUGAACAUCGGGGAUAUUGGAAAACAGGGUUAGCCUUGGCGGAUUUAAAUGCAGCUGCGAGAUAUUUCAGGAAGAAUGGAUACGAAAUCUCAGAUGGUGAACAAUUUUUUGAUGUUGGAUUUGUAGCAUUUAUAAAGGAUCCGAACGGGUAUAGCAUAGAGUUGUUGCAACACACAUUUGAAGAAAACUUUCAACCAUACACCGGCGAAGUGGGCUGUCUCGAUCAACCAAAAACUCGAUUACCUUGUAUUGGUCAAAUAACUCACGAAACUCGCGCGAUUAAGCCCACAUAUGAUUUCUACACGAACGUAUUACAAAUGAAACACGUGUGUGAGGAACAACCUGGAAACAAAUUGGCCUUCACAUUGUAUUUUUUCACCUACACUGAAGAAGAGCCAGUUAAUAAAAUACUCUCUGCAGUGGAGAACAGGGAAUGGUUAUAUGGAAAAGAGUUUUGCCAAGUUGAAAUUCGUCACCGACACACCACGCCGAAAGAUUUUAAUUUUGUAACCAACGACAGGGACGGCGUCGGCAAACUUGGUCACGUCGGUAUUUCCUUGUGCGUGUCGUCAGACGUCAUGGAGAACAUUAAGCAAAGCGUUACUACUUUUGACGUGUGUCGUGACGUUGAUGGUGUUGAAAAUAUUUUUAUACAAGAUCCAGACGGCUUGUCAUUUCGAACAUUUCAGACAGUUACAAGUUCGUUUAUAUAUACAAGUUCGUAUCGUUUAAAAGUAAAUAGAAAAUAUAUACAUACAUCAGCUAGUAAAAUAAAGAUCUUAAACCAUACGAAAAAAAUUAAAAGACUGACUAGAGCUUGCAGAAAGCAAUUUUGCCUUAUCACUGAGCCCAAAAAAAAUUAA